Penicillium atrosanguineum is the source of this 2001-nucleotide messenger RNA. RefSeq lists its product as uncharacterized. Lineage: Eukaryota; Fungi; Ascomycota; Eurotiomycetes; Eurotiales; Aspergillaceae. The transcript is spliced from 6 exons. The record is from RefSeq and is a predicted model, not a curated record. Bases 1 to 2001 code for a protein of 666 amino acids. Gene Ontology annotation, cellular component: nucleus. Gene Ontology annotation, biological process: DNA-templated transcription; regulation of DNA-templated transcription. Gene Ontology annotation, molecular function: DNA binding; zinc ion binding; DNA-binding transcription factor activity, RNA polymerase II-specific.
AUGGAUAUAACAGACUCAACAUACACAGAGCGACCUGCUAAGCGGGUACGGCAGGCACGGAAAAAGGCAAAGUGCCCCGGAGAACAGCCAGUCUGUUCUUUGUGCGCAAGACUGCGACAACAAUGCGUCUACGCGGACGAGAGACGUCGUCCACAGCUCUCAGAGGAGCCAGCUAGGCUCAGUGUCUCAGAAGCACCAGUAUCACAUUCACUGGAAGACAGACUACACAGCCUAGAAGACAAGCUGGGAGCUGUACUUGAUCACCUAGGUGCCAGCUCAAGGGAUGAGCCCUCGGUUGGAAAUGAGUCCUCGGCAUAUCUUGGACCCAACUCAUCCAUCAUUCUUCCAUCAUGGGAUGACAUCACACCUAUAGCAGAGCUUUAUCUGGUGUUCUGCGAGUCCCAGCCUCUGCCCCUCUUUCAUAGGGGCAGUUUUCUUGCCAGUCUCCAGACACGGGAUGUGGAGAUUAUCUAUGCCAUGUUGGCCUUGAGCCUUCGGUUCUCGGACGCAUAUCACCACAGGGCUAGCGACCUGACAGAACUGGUAAAUAGCUAUGCUGAAAUUGCGCGUGGCCUUGUGAUGAAACGGGUCUCGGAGGGUCCGGUGGAACUGUCCACACUACAAUGUCUGUGCCUUUUGAGUCUGGUUGAUUUUACAAAUGGAAAUACACAUCGUUCCAGCAUCCACAGCAGCCUUGCAAUGAACCUUGCACGGUGUUCCAAUCUUGCUCUCGAGCCCCGCACACCAACAAGCAACAUCCUCCGCGAAGAGCGCAGGCGAUGCUUUUGGAGCAUCUGUUUACUCAAGCGGCUCCACGGCGGGGAUUUCUCCAUCCUCGACAAUCCCGACAUGGGAGGUCCUCCUUUCCCCCAUAGUCCAACCCGGCCAGCACGCGUCAUGUCUCCAGGCCCGUCAACAGUGGAAGUGCGAAGGAGCGAUAUUCAAGACCAAGGCAUAAUGGCCUAUGUGAUCAUGCUAAGCGAAGUAUUCGCUCGUACUGCACGAUAUGUCCGCCUUCACGGAAGACCAAGCAAUGUACCUCCGUGGUCUCCUCAUUCCGAGUACUCGAAGAUUAUUGCGUUGCAGAUGGACCUUGAGACUCGUAUGCCUCUGACCCAUCGAUUCAAACCGGCCAAUCUUAGCAAUAGAUCAACCGAGGAGCUUCAGACCCAUCGAGAGUAUUGGGGACCGUGGUUCUUGAAUCAGUUCAUGUACCACACCAUUUUGUGUCUCCUGAAUCAUCCCCUGCUUUUGUCGUUGAGUCUACGGACAUUUCGCAGUACUAUCCCUGAAAUCUUUCUCCAGCAUACAUCCGAUCUGAUCUCAUCGCACACGACAUGGAUCAUUCAUUUUAUUAACUACUUCGAGGAGAAGUCGUUUUUGGUGUCUGAUCCGCUACUGGGGUAUAGCGCUGCUGUUGUGGCGACGAUCGAGCUUCAGCUGAGUUUUACGGACAAUCCCACUAUCCGAGAGCAGAAGCGUGAGACUUUCACCAAGUGUGUCCAAUUUGUGCAGCAGAUAGGAAAGAUGUGGCCUCAUAUGGCUCGCCUGGCACAAAGGUUGCAACACCUGGAAGACGCCGUUUCGGCGACAUACCAGUCCGAUCCAGAGGCACACAACCAAAGUCUCCUGAUCGAUCUCUCUAAAUUCUGGGAAAUCUUGGAAUAUUCCUCCAACAGUGACGCUGACUCUGCACGACGACUAUUUGGAGAUUCCCUUUAUUCUGGAACUCCCCUUAUGGCCGCUGAAGUGUCGCAGACGUCGCCUUUACCUGCACCAACUCGCAUUGGCGAAGAACGAGCCUCCAACUACACGACUCCUAAUUUCGGUGCCAAUACUGCCUUCCCUGGAGCACACGACUACCAUGCAGGCUCAUUGGUUUCACCGCAGCAGUUGACUCUUACGAACGAUGAAUUUUCCAUCCUCGCCACGAACUUCUUUUCUCAAGGACAAGAGUUCCUUCGCGGUGGAGAUACAUGGGAUAACAUCGGCAACUUUUGA